UUCGCGAGAUUUUGUCCGCAGCUUAAUCUCUUUGCUAGCCCGCAAUACGGUACUCCGAGUAAGUCAAUUAUUGCCAUUAACCAAACGCUUUUCACAGCAUCUCUAGCCGUUUACAACCAUAUCUGUCAGUCCGUACGACGCCAAACGUGCACAUCAUUACGGACUAAAACAGCGGAAUUAAACAUGGGAUGUCUGACAGAUCUUCAUGAUCAACAGAAUAUCUUCUAAGAGAAGGAGAAGAACCUGUUUUUUUUCAUCUUUUUAACUGCAAGCUGAAGAGGAGCGUAACACUCCAAAAUGAGUGACCGUGAGGGGAUACAGGAGGGGAACAAAGAGGAUGAUGACCUCAGCAGGAAAAUACCCAGAGGAGCAUCUCCAGAACCCAGCUGUGUGUCAAUGAAGAGCGAGCAGUCCAUCAGAGUAUUACCUUCUGGAUUCAGCAAUGACCACAGCAGUAAAAUACCCAGAGGAGCAUCUUCAGAACCCAUCUGUGUGUCUAAGAAGAGCGAUCAGUCCAUCAAAGACUUUCCUUCUGCAUUCAGCGUUGACCCCAGCAGGGAAUUACCUACAGGAGCCCGUCCAGAACCCAGCUGUGUGUCAAUGAAGAGCAAACAGUCCAUCAAAGACUUUCCUUCUGCAUUUAGCGAUGGAACCAUGACCUCUGACACCAGUAUCAUCAGCAGGAAAAGACCCAGAGGAGCAUCUCCAGAACCCAGCUGUUUGUCAAUGAAGAGCAACAGAUCUAUAAUGCAACCCCCAGAACUCAGUGAUGGAGCCAUGACCUCUGGCCCCAGGAAAAGAGGCAGAUCAGCAUCUCCACAAUCCAGCUGCAUGUCAAUGAAGAGUGAGAGAUCUAUAAUGCAACCCCCAGAACUAACUGAUAAAGUGGUGACCUCUGACCCCAGCAGUCUGAAGAUGCUUUCCAGACAAAACCACACUUGCCUCUACUGGCAGACCCAGAACAAGACAGAAUCAGACCUGCUAGAUGAGACAGAAGAACUGCAGAGAGUGAAAAACAUACACAAAACCAGCAUGAAGAGCAAGUAUGAGAGUUUAUUCGAGGGAAUAAAAGUACAAGAGAAUCAAACCCUCCUGAAGAGCAUUUACACACAGCUGUACAUCAUAGAGGGAGAGAGUGAAGGAGUGAAUGAAGAACAUGAGGUUUUACACAUGGAGAAAAAGCCCCGAACACAACACUUAAAAGACACUCCAAUCUACUGCAAUGACAUCUUUAAAGCCUUACCUGAAGAACAAUAUCAAAGAGAGAAAAUCAAGAGUGUUCUUACUAAAGGCAUCGCUGGAAUUGGGAAAACAGUCUCCGUGCAAAAGUUCAUUCUGGAUUGGGCCGAGGGAACGGCCAAUAAGGAUGUAGAUUUCAUGUUUGUGCUUCCGUUUCGAGAGCUCAACUUGAUCGGACCUGAUCACUACAGUCUUCACAAACUUCUGCUGGACUUUCAUCCUGAACUUCAAGAUCUGAACUCAAAGAUUUAUGAUGCCUGUAAAGUUGUGUUCAUCUUUGAUGGUCUGGAUGAAAGCAGAAUGGCGCUGACGUUUUCAGAUGACGGUGAGAAAGUUUGUGAUGUGACUGAGAAUUCAUCAGUGUCUGUGUUGAUGUCAAACCUCAUAAAAGGUAAUCUGCUUCCCUCUGCUUUCAUCUGGAUCACCUCCAGACCAGCAGCAGCCAAUCGGAUCCCCUCCAAAUACAUCCAGCGUGUGACAGAAAUCCAGGGAUUCAAUGAUGCGCAGAAGGAAGAAUAUUUCCGGAAGAGAAUCAGCGAUGAGCAUCAAGCCAGCAGAAUCAUCUCACACAUUAGAAGAGCAAGAAGCCUCCACAUCAUGUGUCACAUACCAGUUUUCUGUUGGAUCUCAUCCACUGUGCUUGAAAACAUCCUUAAACAAGACAAUGAGAAAACAAAAAUCCCUCAAACUCUGAGUGAAAUGUACAUCCACUUCCUGCUGAUUCAGAUGAAGAUGAAGAAUCAGAAGUAUGAUGCAGAGAGAGACCCAGAGCAACUCCUGCAGUUCAAUAGAGAGGUGAUUGUGAAACUGGCUGAAGUAGCUUUCAAACAGUUGAUGAAGAGGAAUGUGAUGUUCUAUGAGGAGGGUCUGAGAGAGUGUGGGAUAGAGGUCACUGACAUUGCCUCGCUGUAUUCUGGCAUCUGCACUCAGAUCUUUAAGGAGGAAUCGGUCAUUGGUCAGAGGAAAAUCUACUGUUUCAUACAUCUCAGCUUUCAGGAGUUCCUCGCUGCAUUCUAUGUGUUUUACUAUUACAACAGCCUAGGCACUUCACAGUUUUUUGAUGUAAAUUAUACUGUACUGAAAGGUGCAGUGGAUAAAUCUCUUCAGAGUGAAACUGGUCAUCUGGAUCUUUUCCUGCGAUUUUUGCUGGGCAUCUCAUUGGAUUCCAAUCAGGAACUCUUAAAGGAUCUACUGCCACACACAGUGGACACCAAAGAGAGCAUCAGAGGAACUAUUACUUAUUUAAAAGACAAGAUCAAAGAUGGCCGGGAUUUCUCCACUGAACGAUCCAUCAAUCUGUUCCUGUGUCUGCAUGAAGUGAAUGAUCAGACUCUGUACAGAGAGAUUGAGGAGUUUGUGAGAUCAGACAAACGCUCAGAGAAGAAACUCUCUGUUGCUCACUGUUCAGCAAUAGCUUACAUGCUUCAGAUGUCAGAGGAAGUGAUGGAUGAGUUUGAUCUGAAGAAGUACAACACAACAGAGGAGGGCAGAAGAAGACUCAUACCAGCUGUAAACAACUGCACUAGAGCUCUUCUUGCUGACAGUAAACUUACUCGUCAGUGUUGUGAAACCAUCGCUUCAGCUCUCCAAUCAUCCAACUCUCCUCUGAGAGAACUGGAUUUGAGUAACAAUGACCUGCAGGAUUCAGGAGUGAAGCUGAUCUCUGAUGCUCUCAUGAGUCACGACUGUCAGCUGCACAUACUGAGGCUGUCAGGUUGUAUGGUGAGCGAUGAAGGAUGUGGUUAUUUGGCUACAGCUCUGAGUUCAAACCCGUCACACCUGAGAGAGCUGGAUCUGAGCUACAAUAAUCCACAACACUCAGGAGUUCAGCUGAUCUCUUAUAUAAGUGAUCCAAACUACACACUGGAGACACUCAAUUUGGAUCAUGGAGGAGAGAGCAGGAUUACACCAGGACUACGAAAAUACACCUGUGAUUUCACACUGGAUCCAAACACAGCAUACCCUCAACUUGUUCUAUCUGAGGGGAAUAGAAAGGUCACACGUGUGAAAGAUUCUCAGUCGUAUCCUGAUCAUCCAGACCGAUUUGAUUACUAUUGUAAUGUUUUGUGUAGAGAGAGUCUGAUUGGACGCUGUUACUGGGAGGUUGAAUGGAAUGGACAAGGAGCUCGUACUUCAGUGGUUUAUAAAGGAAUCAGGAGGAAAGGCAUGAGCAAGGACUGCUGGUUUGACUACAGUGAAAAUUCCUGGAGUCUGACCAUCACUCCUAAAAGAUUCACUGCCUGUCACAAUAGUAAUAAAACAGACAUUCCUGCUCCAUCACCUCUCUCUAAUAGAGUAGGAGUGUAUGUGGACUGUCCAGCCGGCACUUUAUCCUUCUACAGUGUCUCUGACACGCACACACUCACACACUUACACACAUUCAACACAACAUUCACUGAACCACUGUAUGCUGGACUUAUGAUUUAUCCAGACUCAUAUGUGAUGUUGCUGUGAUCCCCUUAAACAUACCUGUUUUUAUGGUUGCCAACAUUGCCAGUAUGAAAUAUGGAAUAAAAGUUUUU
Molecule: messenger RNA, 3761 nt
Organism: Carassius auratus (goldfish)
Lineage: Eukaryota; Metazoa; Chordata; Actinopteri; Cypriniformes; Cyprinidae
Product: NACHT, LRR and PYD domains-containing protein 3-like
Exons: 13
Coding region: 298-3693 (1131 amino acids)
Molecular function (GO): protein binding
Source: RefSeq, a predicted model, not a curated record